ACUAUAUUCCAUACUAAGUUGCUAUGUAAAUACAAGCGGUGGGUGCAGUUGCUACAUAAAUGCAGCUGUAAUAGGAGUAAGGGAAGAGAGGACUUUGUACAUCAACACAUUGCAGGGGAGAGUCAGCGACAAUGUGUCAGUGGGGAGAAAUCCGGGGAAAGUGAGACACGAAAAUGUCUGUAAUAUUUUAGGACGCUGUGUCUUUAAAUAAAGGGACCUACCUCCUCCGUCCACCCCUCGCUGGCGGCCGGGGAGGGGGAGAGGGAGAGGGAGAUCCGCUAUAGGAUCUUUGGGCUGGGCAGAGCAGUGCCGUACUGAGGCGAGGAGCAUGGUGCCUAUGUUGGGAUGUGUGGCGUUACUGCUGGCCGCUGCCGCCGCUCCGGCCACAGCCGAGCUGGACUACCGGCACCACCGCUACGACGGGCUGGUGCGGGCGCUGAUCGGCGUGCAGCGGGACUGCCCCUUCAUCAGCCGCCUGUACAGCAUCGGGCGCAGCCAGCUCGGCCGCCACCUCUAUGUGCUGGAGCUCAGCGACCGGCCCGGGGUGCAUGAGCCGUUGGAGCCAGAGUUUAAGUAUGUGGGGAACAUGCACGGCAACGAGGUGCUGGGUCGGGAGCUGCUGAUUAUGCUGGCACAGUACCUGUGUGAGGAGUACAACCACAGGAACCCGCGGGUCACCAACCUCAUCCACGAAACACGCAUCCACAUCUUGCCCACCAUGAACCCUGAUGGCUACGAGGUGGCUGCUGACCAGGGUCCGGAGAUGAAUUCGUACAUGACGGGGCGGGCCAACGCGCAUGGCAUCGACCUGAACCGCAACUUCCCUGACCUGCACCUGGCCGCCCACAAGCUGCAGGGCAAGAACCACCACAUCUCCCUGCCCACCGACUGGCAGCGCCAGGUGGAGCAGGAAACCUACGCGGUGAUCCGAUGGAUGCAGAACUACAACUUUGUUCUGUCCGCCAAUCUCCACGGGGGGGCGGUGGUGGCGAACUACCCCUUCGACAAGGCGGAGGGUCCCCCCGGGCGGGGAAUGUACCGAGCCACCACCUCCACCACGCCCGACAAUCAACUCUUCCAGAAGCUUGCUCGUGUCUAUUCCUACUCCCACGGAUGGAUGCACAGUGGGACUAACUGUGGAGACUACUUCCUUGAUGGGAUCACCAAUGGAGCCAGCUGGUACUCGCUCGCCAGAGGGAUGCAGGAUUUCAAUUACCUCUACAGCAACUGCUUUGAGAUCACGCUGGAGCUGAGCUGUAGGAAGUUCCCUCCGGAGAGUGAGCUUCAGCGGGAGUGGUACGGGAACCGCGAGGCGCUGCUCGCCUACAUGGAGGAGGUUCACAAGGGAAUUAAAGGAAUGGUGUUGGAUGAAAACAACAACGGGAUUCCUGAGGCCGUCAUCUCAGUUUCUGGCAUUAAUCACGAUGUCACCACAGGUACCGGCGGCGACUAUUUCCGGCUGCUGUUACCGGGGAAAUACACCGUCACUGCGUCCGCACCUGGUUACGAGAAUCAGACUGCUCACAUCGGCGUCAGUGAGCAUCCGUCAUCUCGGCUGGACUUCCGGCUGGUGCCGAAGGUGGCCGUGCGAUCCACCAGCGUUCCCACCGUCCCAUCCGAACAGAACACCAGCAGCAGAGCUGUCCAGCGCAGGAUGGGACCCAGAGCCACCCGCAGGAGAGCCCGAAGGCGGCAGCGGGGGCAAUGAGCAGCACUUCACUGCUUCUUCUCACUCUCUCCCUCCCCUUCUCUCCCUCCCCCCCCUUUCCACUCUCUCCCUCCCCCUCCC
Molecule: messenger RNA, 1789 nt
Organism: Leucoraja erinaceus (little skate)
Lineage: Eukaryota; Metazoa; Chordata; Chondrichthyes; Rajiformes; Rajidae
Gene: cpn1
Product: carboxypeptidase N, polypeptide 1
Exons: 9
Coding region: 329-1708 (459 amino acids)
Biological process (GO): proteolysis
Molecular function (GO): metallocarboxypeptidase activity; zinc ion binding
Source: RefSeq, a predicted model, not a curated record